Anguilla anguilla (European eel) is the source of this 1201-nucleotide messenger RNA. RefSeq names its product tRNA-yW synthesizing protein 3 homolog (S. cerevisiae) (gene tyw3). NCBI's taxonomy places the organism in Eukaryota, Metazoa, Chordata, Actinopteri, Anguilliformes, Anguillidae. Gene Ontology annotation, molecular function: tRNA methyltransferase activity. Gene Ontology annotation, biological process: tRNA methylation. The record is from RefSeq and is a predicted model, not a curated record. The transcript has 6 exons. Gene Ontology annotation, cellular component: cytoplasm. The coding region runs from base 424 to 1185 and encodes 253 amino acids.
UGCACUUCAAGUCUAAUGAAUACCUGUAGCAGAUUAAAUACAUUGGACGCCGUUUUUCCUCUCACCAUUACUGCGAACGCGAACUUACUUUCGUUUCAAUAUGAUGCACAUGUAAACCUAUUAAAUUUUUCUUUUGUUUUGGAACAAGACCCCUACUUUUUAUCGCGUGUGGCCCCUGGGAGGCGUUAGUAACCGAUAAAUGCCGGGAUUCCUUUCGGGGUUUGAACCAGUUAGGCCACCAUACAAACAAACUAGUGUAACAGUGACGUAAACCAACCCGUGUUUUUGCAGUGCUGAACUGCUAAGUAGCCGGCUAGCAAACGUUAUUCCUUCUACAUUCAUGCCAGCCACCUUACUGUUUAGACAACGUGAGUUCUCUGUAGUAGAAAAGAGUUUCUGAUCUUAUUUGCAUGUUUAAGUAGUAUGGAGGUUGAAAAUACAUUCAGACAAUGGAAGAAACAGUGUUUGAACAAGAUGGACUUCAGCAAGAAAGGAAGUGUUGAUGAAGACAUUGAAAACAUUGUUAGUAUGUUAAACGAUUCUGAGAAGUAUUUCACAACGAGCUCCUGCUCCGGACGAAUAAUAGUUAUAGACGGGGUUUCGGACUCUCUGGAUGUGCAAAAGCAGGACUGUUCCUGGCUUUUUGUCACUCACCAGAAAUGCCAGAAGAUGGAUUUGGUCUCGGCUUUGGAGAGGUCGUCAGGAGAUGUCAUCUUUAAGUUUGAACCCUUUGUUCUUCACGUGCAGUGCCGACAGCUGGAAGAUGCCCAACUUCUGCAUUCUGUGGCAAUAAAUUCCGGCUUCAGAAACUCUGGAAUAACCGUUGGCAAGAAGGGUAAAAUAAUAAUGGCUGUGCGCAGUACCCACUGCCUUGAAGUUCCACUCAGCCAUAAAGGACAGGUCCUGGUGAGCACGGACUACAUUGAGUUCUUGGUGGAGGUAGCCAAUCAAAAAAUGGUAGAAAACCUCAGAAGAAUAGAAAGAUUCUUUGAAUGCUUGCAGUCUGCAGUGCGUCAUGAAGACCCUCAUUGCAAGAGCACAGACGUUAAGGAGGAGAAAUCGGUGUACAAGAGACGAAGGAAAAGGACACAGGAUGGUGGAGGGCAGGCCUGUCAGAGUAACAAAGACUCCGCCCUCAGUGAUGAGGAUAAUGGGCUUGGUAAUGGAAUGGACCUGUUCACAUAGGCACUCUCCAAUUUGG